CACUGACAGUGAGAAGACAGUUUCUUGCUUUACAAAUUACAGAGAAGAGCGCUGUCUGAACUCUUGUAAAGGGCGUUCUCCAUCAUGGCUUCGUCCGUCGCUGCCCUGCGCGCUGCCGCUCAGAGCAGCGCCCUCCUGUCCAAGAGCGGCGCCAGCCAAAAUGUACCGACCGCUCAGCUGCCAGCUAUGUCUGGGUUGGGGCGUGCCAAUCGGCUCUUGACUCCCAGCGCAAAGAGCUCUCAAGCGGCUUCAAAGCGCCAAGCGCCUGGGGCUGUGCAGGUGAGGGCCACCAUUGCAGAGGAAAAGAAGGUGUUGAGCAUUGAGGAGGCGGAGGCGCGUGUGGUCGAAGGGAACCCGCCCCCAGCUCCGCCACCGCAACCAAAGCCCCGCAAGCCCAAAGGCACCCCUCCCUGCGACCCACUGGAUUUGACGUCAAGGCCCCGGCGCAACCGCAGGAACGGCACCUUCCGGGCUGCCUUCCAGGAGACCACGUUGUCACCCUCCAACUUCAUCCUGCCCGUCUUCAUUCAUGAAGGUGAGACCGCUGCUCCAAUUAACGCGAUGCCCGGGUGCUAUCGUGUUGGAUGGCGGCACGGCCUCUUGGACGAGGUGCGUAAGGCACGCGACGUUGGGGUCAACCAGGUCGUGCUGUUCCCCGUCGUUCCUAACGCGCUCAAGACGCCAACGGCGGACGAGUGCUACAACCCGGAGGGUAUUGUUCCGAGGGCGAUCCGGCUGCUGAAGGACACUUUCCCUGAGAUCGUCAUCUAUACAGAUGUUGCCCUAGACCCGUACAACUCGGACGGCCACGAUGGCAUUGUGAACGAGGCUGGUGAGAUCCUGAACGACGAGACUGUCUACCAGCUAGCAAAGCAAGCGGUCAUGCAGGCUGACGCGGGUGCUGACGUCGUGUCCCCGAGCGACAUGAUGGACGGCCGGGUGGGCGCCAUUCGUAACGCUCUCGACGAGGCGGGUCACCACAACGUCUCCAUCAUGGCAUACACCGCAAAGUAUGCGAGCGCUUUCUACGGGCCAUUCCGCGAGGCCCUAGACUCCAACCCUCGCUUCGGCGACAAGAAGACGUAUCAGAUGAACCCCGGCAACUUCCGCGAAGCGUUGAUCGAGGUAGAGUCGGACGAGGUGGAGGGCGCGGACAUCCUCAUGGUCAAGCCCGCGAUGCCGUACCUGGACGUUAUCCGUCUUCUGCGGGACAACACCUCCCUGCCCGUGUCUGCCUACCAGGUGAGCGGCGAGUAUUCAAUGAUCCGGGCCGCUGCCGCGGCGGGCAUGCUGGACGAGAAGAAGGCCAUCCUGGAGUCGCUGUUGUGUAUCAAGAGGGCGGGCGCUGACCUCAUCCUGACGUACUUUGCGACUGAAGCGGCCGGGUAUCUAGUUGCCGAUGCUGCGAAGAAGCCUUGGAGCUAAGCGGACAAACAUGCAAGUCGUCUAUGCUUGUAUGUACGAACGGGAAAACCCUGCGGGUGUUCUGACCGCUGAGCACCAGUUUUAAGGCACGAGUGUUUUAUCACGGAUGGGAAUAGUCUUGGAGAGACGUGAUGCCCCGAGGCAGACAGAAAUUGGUCGUUUGAAAUAACCAUACGAACGGGGUGUACGACCAUUGUAUCCCGUGUAUGUUUGCGUCCGGAUUGGAUGCGGAUGAGGUGACGACUAUUCAAUCUGCAAGCCUCGA
Molecule: messenger RNA, 1690 nt
Organism: Klebsormidium nitens
Lineage: Eukaryota; Viridiplantae; Streptophyta; Klebsormidiophyceae; Klebsormidiales; Klebsormidiaceae
Source: the annotation of a GenBank genome assembly